Molecule: messenger RNA, 1248 nt
Organism: Parastagonospora nodorum SN15
Lineage: Eukaryota; Fungi; Ascomycota; Dothideomycetes; Pleosporales; Phaeosphaeriaceae
Exons: 4
Coding region: 1-1248 (415 amino acids)
Biological process (GO): sphingolipid metabolic process
Molecular function (GO): glucosylceramidase activity
Source: RefSeq, a predicted model, not a curated record
AUGGAUGGUUUUGGCGUCUGUGAGAACUUCCAGCGCGCGGUGCAGAUGAAGAAUCUCUCCGAGCCGCUGCAACGCUACGCGCUUGAUCUGCUCUGGAACCAAACAUCUGGCGCUGGCUUCUCUAUCCUUCCCGAACUCAAGCGACAAUGCUAUGAUGCACCACCAAAGUAUCAGUGGGACGGAUACGACAACGCUCAAGUAUGGCUCAGCCUCGAAGCUAGCAACACUUACGGUGUCAAAUCGAUCUAUGCGAACGCUUGGUCGGCGCCUGGGUACAUGAAAACAAACGACAACGAAAGAGCUGGCGGUUACCUGUGCGGAGUAACUGGAACCAAUUGCACGAGUGGCGAUUGGAGACAGGCUUAUGCAAAUUACCUCGUACAGUACAUCACAUACUACAAAGAAUCUGGCGUGAAAAUAAGCCAGGUCGGCUUCUUGAACGAACCCGAUUAUGUCGCCACGUAUUCAAGCAUGCUUAGCGACGGACAACAAGCCGCGGAUUUCAUCAAGAUCCUCAGGCCCACACUCGACAAGGCAGGCUAUACAGAUGUGAAGAUCGCGUGCUGCGACACCACGGGCUGGUCGAAGCAACAGGAACGCAUGUCCGGAUUAAGCAGCGUGAGCAACCUUCUCGGCACCAUCACUUCACACUCCUACUCCUCCCAACCCAUCGAUCCAAUCGACACACCUCACAACGUCUGGCAGACUGAAAACGCCGACCUCUCAGGCCCCUGGGAUGCAACCUGGUACCGCAACGACUCUAAAGGCGAAGGCCUCCUCUGGGCCAACAAGAUCUCAGACGCCAUCACUCUGGGCCAUGUGUCUGCAUAUUUCUACUGGAUCGGCGUGCAAGGCGGGCCAACGAAUUCCAAACUCGUCCGCAUCUCAGAUGACAAGACUACCGUGACUCCGAGUAAGCGCUUUUGGGCCUUCGCCAACUGGAGCAGACAUGUUCGACCUGGUGCGGUUAGAGUUGGAGCGACUGGUGGACCGAGUGAGGCGAAGGUCACGGCGUUUAAGAACGUGGACGGGAAGAUUGCUGUGCAGGUGAUUCAGGGUGGAGACAGGUCGGAGGUCGUGACAGUCAAGGUUGAUGGGUUUAAGAGUGGAGCUGCGAAGGCUUGGAUCACCAAUGGCGAGCAUGAUGUAGAUGAGCAGGCUGUUACAUUGGCCUCGGAUGGAGGGAGUGCGAGUGCGCAGGUACCUGGGAGGAGCAUGGUAACUUUUGUGUUGGAGCCUGCGAAGUAG